This is a messenger RNA of Globicephala melas (long-finned pilot whale), 642 nucleotides long. It is a transcript of the gene CD48, whose product is annotated as CD48 molecule. Gene Ontology annotation, biological process: natural killer cell activation involved in immune response. NCBI's taxonomy places the organism in Eukaryota, Metazoa, Chordata, Mammalia, Artiodactyla, Delphinidae. Gene Ontology annotation, molecular function: MHC class I protein binding. Gene Ontology annotation, cellular component: external side of plasma membrane. The record is from RefSeq and is a predicted model, not a curated record.
UUGACAGAUUAUUCAAAAUAUGCCAUCUCCGGCAGCAACGUGAGUCUGUCAAUCUCCAGUGUGCCGACGAAAAACAAAUCACUCACCACCUGGCUUUAUACUACUGACCAGAAGAUUGUAGAAUGUGAUUCCGGUCAGCUUAAAUACUUCAAUACUAAAUUUAAGGACAGGGUCAGGCUUGAUCGUCAAAGUGGCACACUGCACAUCAAUAACGUCCAGAAGGAGGACAGCAGCACUUACCUCCUGAGGGUGCUGAAGGACUCUGGGUACGAGGACGAAUGGAAGAUCUCACUGGAGGUGCUUGACCCUGUACCAAAGCCUGUCAUAGAAGUCAAGAAGACACAGGAAGGGAACAAGUGUAACCUGACCUUGUCCUGUGUGAUCCAGGACCAGUCUGUAAACUACACCUGGUAUGCAGAGUCCCUUCCAAAAGAGUUCCAGAGCAGUGUGCUUGAAGUGACUCAUACACCACAAAACUACUCCAGUUCUUAUACCUGCCAAGUCAGCAAUCCUGUGAGCAGCCAAAAUUACACAGUCAACUUCACUUCACCCUGUGUACUGGCCCCAUCCUCUGGAGUAGCUUGGACUGCCACUUGGCUAGUGAUCACGGUAACCACUGUUCUUGGUCUCCUAUGGAUCUGA